AUAGAAAAAUGUAACAAAAAAAUUGAUUGUUGUGGAUGGAGCCAAACUUGAGAUUGUAGGUCAAAUCAAAGUGUUGGUUAGUCUCAAUAAUCUGAUAAAAAGGAAAGAGUUGGUUGUUUUGAAAAGCAAGAAGAAUUUCGUUCCUCUUUUGGGAAGAGACUGGAUGGAAACGUUUUAUCCUGAAUGAAAGAACAAUUUUAUGAAGCAUUUGAAUAUCAACAACUUGGAUUCGCAACAAACAGUGGAUGUUUUAGGUAAAAUAAAAGAAAAAUAUUAUAAGGUUUUCAACAAAGAUUUAUCAGAACCAAUUUCAGGAUUUGAGGUGGAUUUAACCUUCAAAAUAGACCAACCAAUCUUCAAAAAAGCCUAUCAGGUACCGUACAAAUUGAAAGAGAAGUUUUCGGUUCAUCUACAAGGUUUAGAACAGAAAGGCAUAAUAACACCGAUUAAAUCUAGUGAGUGGGCGUCACCGGUCAUUGCGAUACUCAAGAAAAAUGAUGAAAUACGUAUGAUUUCAAUUGGAACAAACGUUUUCACAGCACAUCGUCAUCAACUGAAAAUGGUACACGAACCUCGAAGACGUUGGAAUGUGAUGGUACGAACCGGGAUUCCACGAGAAAAUGAACGGCAGGGCAAACGGCGACGAAGUUCCUCUGAGGACGAGUUCCUGGGGUUUCCAGAUAGUCAGGAACCGUUGGCACCACCUCCAAAGAUCCGCUCCGUAGUAUUGCGUAGUCCAAUCAUGACGCGGUCUAAGAGAAGCCGGGCAGAUAUUCUCAAGGAAUAACUCAGCAAGUCGCACGUAUUGCCAGUGCUGUAUUCGAAUGAUGAUAUAGAAUAUCUAAAGAAAUGUUACUAAGUUUUCUAUCGAUUAUUUUAAAAGAAUAUUACCAGCUGUUCCAAAAAAUGGAGGAUUGUCAUAUAUUGAUACUUGCGUUCUGCAAUGUAUAAAAUGAAUCUUCGAACUUGAAGCUUUCGUGUUUACGAGAUUCGAAACACGAAGAUCUUAAAAGAACAAACGGAAUAAAACCAUUCGUAUUCUAGCCGUCUAACCGGAGACAAUCUAAUCCUGUGUUAAUCUGUAGUUAUCCGAAAACUUACCUUUAAGAGUUAUUACAGUGGUGAACAACAUUCCCUUGCUGAUACAUUUUAGUUAUUUCUCAUGGAAGAAGUCGACGAACACGAAGCGGAAAGGUAAAUAUGAUUUAUUUUUUUUCAGUUGAUUUUCUUUACAAUGUUUUAAUGUUUUCAGAUACAUAUAGAGAGGGUUUACUUUGACCCCCGAGGGCCAAUACGGAAGGU
Uranotaenia lowii is the source of this 1302-nucleotide messenger RNA. RefSeq lists its product as uncharacterized. The transcript has 2 exons. The record is from RefSeq and is a predicted model, not a curated record. Bases 200 to 787 code for a protein of 195 amino acids. Lineage: Eukaryota; Metazoa; Arthropoda; Insecta; Diptera; Culicidae.